Molecule: messenger RNA, 5547 nt
Organism: Neogale vison (American mink)
Lineage: Eukaryota; Metazoa; Chordata; Mammalia; Carnivora; Mustelidae
Gene: AKNA
Product: AT-hook transcription factor
Exons: 23
Coding region: 207-4652 (1481 amino acids)
Biological process (GO): neuroblast division in subventricular zone; epithelial to mesenchymal transition; neuroblast delamination
Cellular component (GO): centrosome
Source: RefSeq, a predicted model, not a curated record
UGGAGGCAGGGGGCUCCCUAGGUUUGGAACAAAGACCUCACGGGCAGGUCCCCUGAGCCUGGGCCAGCAGGAUGGUGGUGGAGCCCGAGAGAGGCAGCAGGCAGGAUGGCCGGUACUGAGAGAAGCUGGCGGUGACCGAGGCGCCCGCAGUGGCAGCUCUGUCUCCUGAAGAUGAGGUGGCCCAGGUGAAGCCCAGGCUAGGUCCCAUGGCCAGCUCCAGGACGGAGGUGCGCUGGCCCGAGCUGGGCCUGGGGAGGGGGCCCCAGCGGCGGCGCUGGGCCUGGGCUGAAGAGGAAAAGGAUGCCAAGGGGAGCGGGGGAAAAGAGGGGGCCUUUCCCAAUGCCACCAGCCCCGAGCUCCUGGAAGACUUCCGGCUGGCCCAGCAGUGCCUUCAGCCGCUGGAGUGGGACCCGCAGGCUGCUGACAGCCAGGAUUCCGAAUCGGGAGAGUCUGCGGGAGAGGAGUUUGAAGCAGAGAAUGUGGACAGCCCAGAAAGUUCCAACUUGCCUCUCAACUGGCUCCCUGAGCAGGAUCCUCACCUGGCCAUGACUGAAGAGGAGCUGGAUGAAACCCUUGGAGGUCCUGAGGUGGAGGAAGCUGGAGACAGUUCCCCAAGAUUGGAGUAUGAGACUGGUCUCAGUUCAGGGGGCGAUGGAAACACCAGCCCCAGGGCUCUGGGAUGGGGUCAGGACACGGACUGGGUGGCCUCUGGCAAACAAGCCAGUGGAGACAAACUUCCAGAACAUUCUGAGGACAACCCAACUGUUGACCUCAGCUCUGCAAGGUCCUGGAGCAGUGGGACCGUGAGCCUCGACCACCCCAAUGACAGCCUUGAUUCUCCCUGGGAAGGAGAAACUGAUGUCCCCCAGACCGCUGGCCUGGCAGAAACCUUACCGCAAAACUCCAGCCACCACCUCCUAAGCCCAAACACCACCACUGGAGGAAGUGUUGCUCUGGCAACCCCCACGGAAUUCCAAGACUCCUCCGUACCCCAGACCCAGAGCCUCCAGGGUCCAGCAGUUAAGUGGAAAGAAAGUACCAGCCUCUCCUACCCUCAAUUCGGGGACGAAGCCUGGAAACGGACACGGACAUCCCCUAAGACACUCCCUUCUCGAUUCACUGGCUCUGUCAGCCUCCUGAAUCCGCCUAGGUCAGGCCGGCAAGACAGGCUGCCGCCCAGGCAGCAAGCCACUCUGGCUGGCCCUUCAUCAUCUGAUGCCUCCAAGUAUGGGCGGGGGCAGCUGAACUACCCACUCCCUGAUUUCUCCAAGGUUGGACCCCGAGUAAGGUUCCCCAAAGAUGAGAGCUACCACCCCCCCAAGGCCAGGAACCACAGCAGGCAGCCCCAGGGCCCUGCCAGGCCGCUGAUAUUCAAGUCUCCUGCUGAGAUCGUGCAGGAGGUUCUGCUGAGCAGUGGAGAAACUGGCCCAGCCAAGGACCCACCUGCUACACACCCCAUCACCAGGGUACCCCAAGAAUUUCAGACACCUGAGCAAGCCACCAAGCUGGUCCAUCAGCUCCAGGAGGACUACCACAAGCUCCUCACCAAGUACGCCGAGGCUGAGAACACCAUUGACCAGCUGCGCCUUGGGGCCAAGGUGAACCUGUACUCGGACCCGCCCCAGCCCAGCCACAGCAUCCACACAGGGACGGUGCCCCAGGGGACCAAGGUCUUGUCCUUCACCAUCCCACAACCCCACUCUGUGCUGCAGUGGUCGGGCCCUGCCGAAGCCCCACAGACCCCUGGGGCCUCAGGGUGGCCGUCUGCUCAAGGAGACCUGAGUCCGUCCUCGUCUGCCCCAUCGAGGCUUCUGGAGAACCCAGGCAUCACCCAGGACCAGCCCUCAGCAGAGCAGGCCCAGGGGUUGGCCUCUCAGGCCCGCCGGUUCAUGUCCAAGGUGGAGUCCUUUGCAGGACUGAUACAGGCAGGACGGCUGACGGCCCAGGACCAACUCAAGGUGUUUCAGCGCCUAAAGGCUGCCCAUGCAGCCCUGGAAGAGGAGUACCUGAAGGCCUGCAGGGAGCAGCCGCUGGCCCAGCAGCUUGCCAGAUCCCAGGGAAUGCCUGGAAAAUUCGAUCCUGGCAGGGAGCUGGAGGAGGAGAUAUUCCAGCUGGGAAUUCGCCUGGAAGAGCUGAAGGACCACAUGGACCAGAAGCAGCAGGAGCCUGGGCGAGUCGGGUCAGACUCCCCUCCGGACAGCCUCCCAGCCUCUCCCUCCCUGCACCAGCCAGCAGGCCUGCCUUCUCCUUCAGGACAAGCCCCCACUGCUGCUGUCCAGACCCUCUGCCCUCAGCCUGCCGCCGCCAGCAGCAUGGGCCCCUACGCCUCCACCGUGAACGUGGAGCUUAGCCCUGUGAGCAGUGACGGGGACAGGCCCCUGGGCCUUUCAGCCCCACUCAGGCACGAGGAGCUGGAGGUGGAGCAGGGUCUCCAUGGCCUCCUGGAGUGGUAUCUCAGCACAACGUCCCUCCCGGAAGCCGUGAGGAUAGAGGACGAGGAGGAGGAGGAGGAGGACGGGCAAGGCCACAGAGUGGAAGUUGAUGGGCCAGCUCCAACUCUAGGAAACUCCAAGGCCACCAGGAUCCCCAUAAGGCGGCUCCCAGCCCUGGACAAACGACGUCACGGGGCCCCUGUCACGGAGACGGCGGAGCCGAUGGGGUCCGCGAAGCGGGCAGCCAUCCAUGCAUCCGUGGCCAGGAAUGGGUACCUCCAGGGCUCGGACAAAGCCGAGGCAGCUCCUCCAGGCCCAAGCAGGCCGCCUCACCCUCAGGGCACCAAGACCACGGGAUCGCACCAGAGCAGUCUGACCAGCUUAGAGGGAAGCGGCAUCUCUGAGCACCUUCCACAGAAGUCUCUGCGCCAAGCUGGGGGGCUCCCUCCAGAGGAGCCCUGGAUGGCGUCCCCAGAGACCGACAGUGGCUUUGUGGGCUCAGAAACCAGCAGAGUGUCGCCCUUCACCCAAACACCAGAGCACCGGCUCUCCCACAUCAGCACCGCGGGAACGUUGGCCCAGCCUUUUGCUUCAUCUGAGCCUCGGGAUGCAGCCUCCCACCCCCAGACCAGGGCUCCUCCAGUCCCCAGAAGAGCCAUGGAACCCAGCACACCCAGGAGCCAAGCCCAAAGGCGACCCUCGGGCCGGACCAGUCCUCUCCGGCAGCGGGCACCGAGCCUCCGCGCGGAGCGGGCGCUGGUGGCCGAGAUGGCGGUCCCUGGCUCAGAGUUCGAGGGGCGAAAGCAGGUUUCCGAACAGCUACCCCGCCACGCGACAAUCAGCCCCCCACCCACCCUGACCCCUGCAGCUGCCACUCUGCCCCUCGGACCCACAGAGAGCACCCGCACCUUCCUCCUCACCAGGACAGAGAGAGACCAGGCCAUCCGAGAGCUGCAGGAAGAGGUCUCCCGGCUCCGUCUGCGCCUGGAAGACAGCCUGCACCAGCCAGCCCAGGGCAGCCCGACGCGCCCCGUGUCCACCCUCGGCCGCCCCACCCGGGCCCGGGCCCGGCCCGCGGAUGCCUCCGUUUCCUGGGGCUCCCACUAUGGCAGCAGAUCCACAGAGAGAUUGUCUGCUGAGCCCGCAGUGGGGGAGCGAGCAGAGCCCGCAGGAAGGCGGCGAGCCAGGUCUUCCUCGGUGCCUCGGGAGGUGCCGCAGCUGUCCCUGAGUUCCGAAUCUGAGCCAACCUCCCCUCAGCGGUUCUCUGAAAAGAGCCAGGCCACCGAGGACAGCGCCCAAUCCACUCGGGACAGAGUGAGAGAAGCUGGUGGCACCAGGCGGCCAGACAGGGUCUCCUUCUGGGGCCAGUACACAGCCAGGCGCACUGUCCAUGUGCUGGACGCCAGGCACAGCACCUCACAGACACGGCCCCACUCCCCCCUUAUGACGCCCAUGAGACCGAGACUGGGACGCCCCCAUUUCACAGCCGCUCACAGCACAAGGAGAAGACCCAGCUCACCCCGUGCCCAAGCCAUCUCAACGCCACCUGGCAAGGAGUACCGUGUUCUGACCCCCAAGACGGCCCCAAGACACAGUGGCUCAGUCUCCUGUCCCCAGUGCCGACCCGCCAGGACCCGGGAAUCAGCUGGCAGUGUCACCAGGGACCCACCAGGACUGUCUGCCACCGAUCCCCUGCAGUGCCCCCUGUGUGGUCGAGUCGGGCUACCCCCAGCGACAGAUGGCCCAGACUCAGCCGCCUCAGGGCCAGACAAGGCAGCCAGCAGGAGAAACACACGCCCAGCCUCCAGCCCCGCGCAGCGGAGCAAGCGUGCUGGGUCGCCGGCCCGGCCACCUCCAGGACUCUGGUAUCUGGCGGCUGCGCCCCCAGCACCUGCCCCUGCUGCCUUGGCCUACGUCUCCUCUGUUCCCGUCAUGCCUUUUCCAUCAGCCACUGUGUACUAUGUGCCUCCAGGACCUACCUCCGCCCACUCAGCCCACGCAGCCCCUGCUGACUGGCCCCCCUCGGCCCCCUCCCGAGCAGCCGGGGGCCAGCGACGCUCCAUCCAGCUGGACCUGGAGGACCUGGAGGAGCUCAACACGGCACUCGCAGAAGCCAUGCAGGCCGCUGAGGGCAUCCGCUCCACCACCAAGCACAUGAGCCGCUCCCUGUCCGCUGACCUGCGCCAGACCCGAAGCCUGCGGGGCUCCUGCCUCUUCUGACUUCCCCAGAGACCCAGAACUGGCUGGCGGGGGCAGGCUGGCGGGUGGGCUGCUGCUGCCCCCCGGGCAGGGGGUCUGCUGGAGUCACUGCUGAAGGCCCCACAGGCCCCUUCUGAGAAGUGUCCUAGCUCAGGCCUUGCCUGCUGGGUGUCUCCACUGCACAAGGUGUUGGCCCGGUCGUCUGGAAAGGGAACUUACCGGGGGCCCGGCCCCUGCAGGAAGUGCUGGGACCUCGGCUGCCUUCUGCCCAGAUGCGAUCUUUGGGGUCUCCUGGUCCUGCACCGUCCACCUCUGGCUAAUAAUACGUAUUUCAUAUACAGACGGACAGAUUUGUUUUGAAACGGAGUUUUCCUGGUCUUUGGUUCAACCCACAAGGCCAGAUAAGAAGGGCUCCGGCCUCGGUCUCUGGUGCAAACGAGUCUCUUCGUCCAGGAUCCGCCGCUCUGGAGUCGGCAUCUUGGGGAAGGGAUGUCCGGGCACUUUCCCCCUAGUGACUGGUGGCCAGUAGAGCACUUUGGGACCAUUGAAAUGUCAAGAUGUCAGGCCCCUAGGAGGACGUGCACCCAGCUUCUCCAUGGUCAGAGAGUCCUUUCCCAUGGGCCUGCUGGGAAGAGAGAUCCCCACUCCCCGGGGGACCCGGAAGCCGUCCACCAUGGUCCCUCUCUGUAGCUCCUCCCGACACCCCCGGCUCUGUCUCUGGGAUCCCUGUGGGACCUGGCUGGUGGGCAGCUCCCUGCGGGCCGCGCUGUACAGCCGGGAGGCCAGCCCCUGUCCUGCUCCCCAGCUCGUAGCAGCGUGUACCUCAGCUUUUCUGGAACAUGUAUGCAUCGGUGAUAUUUGUAUAUUUGAUGCGUUUAAAAAUCUAUUUUCGUUAUGAGGGCAAAUGAAGAAGAAU